AUGCGUCACAGGCAGCUACACACCCCUUCUCUGCUUCUCCUUCACACCCCUUCUCUGCUUCUCUCAUUCACACCCCUUCUCUGCUUCUCCUUCACACCCCUUCUCUGCUUCUCUCAUUCACACCCCUUCUCUGCUUCUCUCCUUCAUACCCCUUCUCUGCUUCUCUCCUUCACACCCCUUCUCUGCUUCUCUCCUUCACACCCCUUCUCUGCUUCUCUCCUUCACACCCCUUCUCUGCUUCUCUCCUUCACACCCCUUCUCUGCUUCUCUCCUUCACACCCCUUCUCUGCUUCUCUCCUUUGCUUCACACCCCUUCUCUGCUUCUCUCCUUUGCUUCACACCCCUUCUCUGCUUCUCUCCUUUGCUUCACACCCCUUCUUUGCUUCUCUCCUUUGCUUCACACCCCUUCUCUGCUUCUCUCCUUUGCUUCACACCCCUUCUCUGCUUCUCUCCUUUGCUUCACACCCCUUCUCUGCUUCUCCCCUUUGCUUCACACCCCUUCUCUCCUUCUCUCCUUUGCUUCACACCCCUUCUCUCCUUCUCUCCUCUGCUUCACACCCCUUUUGUACUUCUCUUCUUCACACCCCUUCUCUCCUCUGCUUCACACCCCUUAUCUCCUUCACACCCCUUCUGUACUUCUCGUUCACACCCCUUCUGUGCUUCUCUUCUUCACACCCCUUCUGUGCUUCUCUUCUUCACACCCCUUCUGUACUUCUCUUCUUCACACCCCUUCUGUACUUCUCUUCUUCACACCCCUUCUGUACUUCUCUUCUUCACACCCCUUCUGUACUUCUCUUCUUCACACCCCUUCUGUACUUCUCUUCUUCUCAUACCCCUUCUCUCCUUCAUACCCCUUAUCUCCUUCAUACCCCUUCUCUCCUUCAUACCCCUCUCUCCUUCAUACCCCUUCUCUCCUUCAUACCCCUUCUCUCCUUCAUACCCCUUCUCUCCUUCAUACCCCUUCUCUGCUGCUUCAUCCUUCUCUGCUGCUUCAUCCUUCUCUGCUGCUUCAUCCUUCUCUGCUACUUCAUCCUUCUCUGCUACUCCAUCCCUUAUCUCCCUUAG
Molecule: messenger RNA, 1065 nt
Organism: Closterium sp. NIES-65
Lineage: Eukaryota; Viridiplantae; Streptophyta; Zygnematophyceae; Desmidiales; Closteriaceae
Source: the annotation of a GenBank genome assembly